AUGAAGUUAAAGUUUAGUGGGGCAAGCACUGCAAGACUCAAUAAUAGCGAACUAUUAAUAAGUAAAGAUACAAUGGAUUCUGGCAAGAUGGAAACAAUUGGAGAUGUGUUAAAGCACUUGUGCAACACAGAUACAGAUGUGAGAAGCAGUUUCUUUGACCGUCAUGGUGAACUAGCACAUGGAACAAUCUGCAUCAUCAACAAGAUGGAUUGGGAAAUCGUGCAAAGAGAAAAAACACCGGUUAUGUAUGGGGAUGAAAUGGUGCUUAUAUCUACGAUCCAUGGCGGUUGA
Molecule: messenger RNA, 291 nt
Organism: Ordospora colligata OC4
Lineage: Eukaryota; Fungi; Microsporidia; Ordosporidae
Product: ubiquitin-related modifier-like protein
Exons: 1
Coding region: 1-291 (96 amino acids)
Biological process (GO): tRNA thio-modification
Cellular component (GO): cytoplasm
Source: RefSeq, a predicted model, not a curated record